Prosopis cineraria is the source of this 1893-nucleotide messenger RNA. RefSeq lists its product as uncharacterized. Gene Ontology annotation, biological process: rRNA processing. Gene Ontology annotation, molecular function: protein binding. Gene Ontology annotation, cellular component: nucleus. The record is from RefSeq and is a predicted model, not a curated record. Lineage: Eukaryota; Viridiplantae; Streptophyta; Magnoliopsida; Fabales; Fabaceae.
GAGACAUUAGAUAUGAUUUGAAAUCGUAUCUUCUAAACGAUUAGACAUCCCUCGUCCCAGUACAAGACUCGGACGCCCAAUGUAUCUACGUUGCGAACGGGAACACGAACCAGACGGCUUCAACGACGGUAACAGCGGCUGACGGAAAGAAAGGCGGACGGCAGACGAAAAUCAGCGGAACCACGAUCAAGGGCACUCACGGCAUCGCAAGUUUUAGGAGGAAAAAGACGCUGGGGGUUUCAGAGUCGGAGCCACACUGUCAAAGCUGUGCCUGUAACGAUGAUUUCGGCCAUUGCUUGGGUCCCUAAAGGGGCCUCAAAGUCCCAGCCUCUUAUGGCUGACCUUCCUUCACAGCAGGAAAUUGAGGAAUUUAUUAACAGUGGAGGCAGUGAGAAUGAAGAAAAUGAUGAAGAUAUGGAUGUUGGUGCUAACGAACAAGAUGGUGACGUUGCUCAAGCGUUGUCUGUAGCUGAUGCACUUGGAAAGACAGUAGGAGAUAAAUGUGAUGAUAUAACCCUUGGCUUAGAGGAGCUUGACAUGGACAAUUAUGAUAAAGAGGAUGAAGGAGUUGAGCUACUUACGUUAGGGAUUGGUGAUCUUUAUUAUCCAAGUAACGAUAUAGAUCCAUAUCUCAAUCAUGAAAAUGAUGAUGACUCUGAAGAAUUUGAAGACAUGACAAUUCAUCCAACAGAUUCCGUAGUUGUUUGUGCAUGUAUAAAGAAACAUGACUGUCAUCUUGAGGUUUUGAUACUUGAGGACUCAAAUUCCAGUGAGAUAAACCAGUAUAUUCGCAAUGAUAUCAUGAUUACAGCUUGUCCACUCUGCACGGCUUGGUCAGAUUUCCCCCUAAAAGGGGGAGAAAGAGGGAACUUCAUAGCUGUUGGCUUUGAGGAUGAACCUUCCAUCGAGAUUUGGGACCUUGAUAUUGUUGAUGAAGUAAAGCCAUCAAUGAUUUUAGGAGGCCUUGUCGACAAAAAGAAAAAGGGGAAGAAAUCCAUUAAGUAUAAGGAUGGAAGUCAUAUUGACUCAGUACUUUCUCUUGCUUGGAACAAGUAUCUACUUGCAAGUGCUAGUGCUGACAAGCAAGUGAAGAUUUGGGACGUGGCUGUUGAGAAGUGUGAAAUUACAAUGGAGCAUCACUCAGACAAGGUUCAAGCAGUUGCAUGGAAUUAUUAUGCACCACAAGUUCUUCUUAGUGGGUCUUUUGAUCAAACAGUGGUCAUGAAGGACGUAAGGAUACCAUCACAUUCUGGCUUCAAGUGGUCAGUUUCAGCUGACGUAGAGAGCUUGGCUUGGGAUCCGCAUGCUGAGCACUCAUUUGUGGUGAGUCUUGAAGACGGCAUUGUCAAGGGUAUUGAUGUUCGUGCCAUCCAAUCUAAUUCAACAUCUCAAUCAACUAUUUUUAAUCUUCAUGCUCAUGAUAAAGCCGUUACCUCAGUAUCCUAUAAUUUGUCAGCAGCUAAUCUUCUUGCAACUGCAUCCAUCGAUGAGACGGUAAAAGUUUGGGAUUUGUCAAACCAAAAACCAUGUCAUGUAACAUCCUAUAAUCCUAAGACGGGACCCGUCUACAUUUCUUUCUCAAAGGACGAUCCUUUCUUGUUGGCAAUAGGAGGCUGCAAGGGAAAAUUGAAAGUCUGGAACACCUUGUGUGAUACUGGUGUCUCUCGAAUAGUGAAAGAAAAUAAAUAAUGGGAUAUUAGAAAGGAUAUUUACUAAUAAAUAAUUUAGGAUAUUAGGAAGGAUAAAUUGUGAAGGAAAUUAUUUAGGAUUUUUUUUAGGAGAAUUUUAGUAGUUUAGUUAUCAUGGCUGUAUUUUGUUUAUUUGUUAUGAUUUCUUUUACUUCAAGUUAGGUUUUAUGUAAUCUUAUUUGUGAUUGAGUUAUUAUUAUUUUAA